UGUCACUGAUUGCCGUGAUCUGCCUCAGUUGGCAUCACCAAAGUUCUGAAACAGCUGAUUAACGAAGAGGCCACUUCAAGAUUGAUUCUAGUCAAAAUUAUUAUCUUCAAUAAUUUUCCGCUCGGUAUUAAGUAACACAUUUUAUUUAAAUAAAUUUACUUUCUGAAGAUUUUGUUAAAACUCGCGGCAAUGUCGACUUUGCGUAUAAGUCGGCGACUUGUGACAUGUAGUGGAUCGCGUCCAAUUUUCGGCAACGUGUUACCUGUGUACCGGGCAAUUGGCCAGCAGUAUAGGCAUUAUGCGUCGCAGCUUACUCCAAAACCGACCAGUACAUUUAAAUUGGCUCUGAUUGGAGCAGGCAUUGGUGCCGCUUCUGGCACGGCAUAUUCUAUAUAUGGGAAUUGGAAGGAUAAGGGUUCGCACAUGGAACACCAACGUAUACCACCGAAAAUUCUACGCGACCUACCUGAUAUUAGAAUAACAAAGAAAUACGUUAAUCCGCGUGAUGAUUCCAAUUUAAAAAUAAUACUGUUUCAGUACCAAACCUGUCCGUUCUGUUGCAAGGUACGCGCUUUUCUCGAUUACAUGGGCAUAUCGUACUCGGUGGUCGAAGUGGAUGCAGUAUUGCGACAAGAUAUAAAAUGGUCCGAACAAAAAAAAGUUCCUAUGGUAUUGGUGCAGCAAGACGACGGACGUUAUAUACAAUUGACCGAUUCGAGCGCUAUUAUAUCCCUGCUGGCUUCAUAUUUAAAUGACAAACAAACUGAUAUAGGUUAUUUGGCAAGUUUCUACCCAACAAUAACAUUUUUCGACGACAACGGUAAAAAACGGCUGGACAUACUGAACAAGUACUUCCUUAUGUAUCAGGAUAAAACGCCGAAACAUGUUACUCAAGAUAUGCAGGAGAAUGAGAGAAAGUGGCGCACAUGGGCGGAUUCGCAUCUUGUGCAUCUUAUAUCACCUAACUGCUACCGUACGCUAGGCGAAGCUCGUGAAACGUUUGAAUGGUUUUCAAAGGCUGGAGAGUGGGAUAUUUACUUCCCCUCAUGGGAGCGCAACUUAAUGGUUAAUGUUGGCGCCAUUGCUAUGUGGGGUAUUAGCAAAAUGUUGAAACGCCGGCAUGGCCUCUCCGACGAUGUACGAACACAUAUAUAUGAUGCUCUUGAUAAGUGGACUAAAGAAUUGGAAAAGCGUAAGCAGAAAUUCAUGGGAGGUGAACGCCCAAAUCUAGCAGAUUUGUCGGUGUUUGGAGUACUUAACAGCAUGGAAGGUUGUCAAGCGUUUGGAGAUUGCAUGGCAAAUACGAAAAUUGGCGUAUGGUAUAAUAAUUUAAAGGAAUUGGUUGACCAUAAUCGUGGUAAUUUAAUAAGGCGUACAGGUUUGGUGCCGCUCCCUGCUUAGUGCUACAUACACGGUUAAGAGUGCCAAGAAAUUGGUUUAACGGUUUUACUUUCACAGAAAAUACUAUAAAGAUUAAAUUAUUAUAAUUUUUUUUCAGUUCAAUGCGCACACUAAAAAUGUAAUAAAAUGAUUAAAGUUGCUUUCGAAAAAUUUAUUUGAAAGUGAAAAAAGUGUGUCUUGACGAUGGCUGCCUCUGCAGGCAGUAUCGAAAGUUUUUAUACAAUUCAUUUAUUACCAUAUUUUUGGCGUGCUUGGAAAUACCAAAAUUGUUACUAUUACAAGAUUAUUAUUGUUGUAUGAAUAAAUCGCGCUUAAAUGACGCUAAGCUACUUUAUUUCGAUAUCAAA
Messenger RNA from Anastrepha obliqua, 1748 nucleotides. It is a transcript of the gene Su(P), whose product is annotated as prostaglandin E synthase 2. Gene Ontology annotation, cellular component: mitochondrion. The transcript is spliced from 3 exons. NCBI's taxonomy places the organism in Eukaryota, Metazoa, Arthropoda, Insecta, Diptera, Tephritidae. The record is from RefSeq and is a predicted model, not a curated record. The coding region runs from base 190 to 1401 and encodes 403 amino acids. Gene Ontology annotation, molecular function: prostaglandin-E synthase activity.